CAACGACAUUUCUGGUGAGCGCUUCAAACUCACACGUUCCUUAUUAUAUACUCCAAACAAUAGUUUCAUAUCCUAAAGAGUUUUUGCUCUUUUUUCUCCAGUUUCUUUUAAAUCCAUAAAAAAUGCUUGACUACCUAUCUCUCGUUUUUGUAGUUGCGGUGAAAGUUUUUAAGAAAACUACACCAAAUGGAAAAGUUACGGUUUACCUGGGCAAGCGGGACUUCAUUGAUCACAUCGAUUACUGCGAUCCCGUAGAUGGAGUUGUGGUCGUUGAUACCGAGUACCUGAAAGGGCGAAAGGUUUACAGCCAGCUGGUGACGACUUACCGAUUCGGUAGGGAGGAAGAUGAGGUCAUGGGAGUCAAAUUCUCCAAGGAAAUGGUCAUCGGAAACGAACAAGUUGUCCCGAUGGUCAACUCGAAAAUGGAACUGACACCUGUCCAGGAGAAGCUGCUAAAAAAACUCGGCCCUAAUGCCUUCCCAUUCACUUUCACCUUCCCAGAGAUGUCGCCUAGCUCGGUAACUCUGCAACCAUCUGAAGAGGACCAGGGCAAACCCAUGGGUGUAGACUACUGCGUACGAACUUAUGUGGCUGAUAACGAAGACGACAAAGGCCACAAGAGGAGCUCCGUCACUCUUGCCAUCAAGAAGCUGCAACAUGCCCCAUCCACCCGUGGACGACGACUUCCUAGCUCUCUUGUUAGCAAGGGCUUUACCUUCAGCAACGGAAAGAUUAGCCUCGAAGUUACUUUGGACAAGGAAAUCUAUUACCAUGGCGAAAAAGUUGCUGCCAACAUCAUCGUAUCGAACAAUUCCAGGAAGUCGGUACGAAACAUCCGUUGCAUGGUAGUGCAACAUGUUGAGAUUACCAUGAUCAACUCUCAAUUCAGCCGCCAUGUUGCCUCUUUGGAAAGCCGCGAAGGAUGCCCAGUGACACCCGGAGCAAGCCUUUCCAAAACCUUCUACCUGGUGCCUCUGGCUCGCAGCAACAAGGACAUCCGUGGUGUCGCUUUGGACGGCCACCUCAAGGAAGAUGACGUUAACCUGGCCAGCUCCACCAUGGUAUCUGAGGGCAAGUGCCCAGCUGAAGCCAUUGGUAUUGUGGUAUCUUACUCUGUGCGCGUCAAGCUGAACUGCGGAACCCUUGGUGGCGAACUCGUCACUGAUGUGCCAUUCAAGCUUCUACACCCAGCUGAGGGUUCCGUUGAGCGCCAGCGAUUCAACGCAAUGAAGAAGAUGCAGUCCAUUGAGCGACACCGCUACGAGAACUCGCUGUACACCAACGAAGAAGAUGACAACAUUGUCUUCGAGGACUUUGCUCGCCUCAGGAUGAAUGAACCAGAAUAAACCAUUUGGACACCGCAAAAACAAAAAAAAAAUUGAAAAAAAAUAUGUAAAACUACAAAAAAAGUAAUCAAGCAAGUUAAACCUAGUACCACGAACCUAUGCUUACCCAUUUGCUUUGUUGGAGUUAUAUCAUUAUCAUUCAUUAUAAUUGAUUUAGAAUUUGAAAUCAUUAUUUGUGAAAAAUUAAUUAACAAAAUUAUAUUAUUAUUAUUAUCAGUUAUACGGAUAGUGUGAGAUUUAUUCCUGAGAAUAUUAAAUAAUUAAUUAAAGAAACAAACAAAGUUUUAGACAAAUCGUCCAGAAAAUCAGAAACAAAAUUAUUUACUAAUCCAGUUUACUUAUAACUUACUUUAUCCGCGUAAGCUUAUAGUAAAAUUAAUAAAGAGCUAUCACCAGAA
Molecule: messenger RNA, 1744 nt
Organism: Bicyclus anynana (squinting bush brown)
Lineage: Eukaryota; Metazoa; Arthropoda; Insecta; Lepidoptera; Nymphalidae
Gene: Arr2
Product: arrestin homolog
Exons: 6
Coding region: 123-1346 (407 amino acids)
Biological process (GO): G protein-coupled receptor internalization; signal transduction
Cellular component (GO): cytoplasm
Molecular function (GO): G protein-coupled receptor binding
Source: RefSeq, a predicted model, not a curated record